AUGGGAUAUAGGCAGCAUCCUGCACAACUAUUAUAUACGAGAGAAUCCGAUUAUCCACCUCAUCAGGCAGGAACGGCUUUAUCUCAGUUUGGACAUGUUUCACGAAAUGCUUCGGUGCAAAUUCCACCAUCUCGACCAAGAAGGUUUCCUGCAAGUUUAUUUUCACAGCCACCUACACAACCCCAACACAUUCAAUACUCGAGACAAGAACCCCCGAUUCUACCACAGCGGUCUCGCCAACAACAAAUGCAACAACACGUUCCUCCACCUCAACCAGACUAUUUGCUGAAUCAAUACCAAUACCAAGAUGGGAUGAUCGGUAGUCAUCAUACUGAUCCUUUUUACAAUCAACAAUCUGAAACAGCGCUAAACCCAUACAUUCAAUAUCGGCAAUCAUCGCAUAGAUCUAUACCAGUUCAUAACGAGUACAACACGACCCGUUUUCCAACAAUGAAUCAUCGUCCUACCCAUUCGACUCCUUUUAAAUUAUCGAGUCGUGUAGAUAUCCCCCCGGGUCCAUCGCUUCAUCUCGAUUAUGAGGAAAAACAAUGGCGUAUACAGCACGCCGAAAUGCUUAAACAAACAGCUCAGCAGAAUCAACAACGACAAAGCAAAGUAGUGAAUAAGCAACGAGAUCGUGGUAGAAUGAUUCCAUAUUUACAGGACGAAAAUAUCAUUCAGGAGGGAUAUCCUUUGAUGCAACCAUCAUUUUCACAAAAUAUGACUGAAUCUAACUGGGAUACGGUUUCACAACCUGCAUUGUCAUCACCCACUCGAACCAAAACGGCUUCAAUUAAAAAACGUGCAGCAUAUCCUCCAUUGCAACCGAAUCAACCUUUAUAUCAAAGCAACGAAAUCUAUUCACCUGUAGAGCUUGCUUCCACAUAUGAUGAACCUUCUAAAGUGGUAGCUUCAACCUCAGUUGGAAUGACUAGAUCUGCAAAAGAAAUGGCACAUGAAAAAUACCUUCAUCGUUUAUCGACACCCACCACAAGCCGUCAAUCCAAAACCACUUUGGAACGGUACAAAAGUGAUCAUCCAGAUACUUUACACGGUCGCCAUAUGGGUGAUUCAAACAAAUCUUCAUCUUCACUUCCGAUUGCUGUAAACUAUAUUCCUUAUACUCACAGCGAGUAUCGUCAACUCAAAAGUCGUGAUUCUCAUAUGCAUCUACCAAAAGGUCUAGGAAGAAACGAUGAUGAAGAAUGGAAAACACAGUAUGAUAAACGUAUGCGUAUGCAUGAAUAUUCUGAAUUGAUUCGACAACGUGAACGUGAAUCUGGGCGUAAUGAUGGGAUGUUUGAUACUAUACCACAUGAUGUGAUUUCAUUCUCCAACGAUGAUAGCUUGAAACAUGAUCAAUAUCGACCACGCCGAAAACUUUCAGUAGUAUUCAGUGAUGACAUGGUAAUGAAGGAAUCUGUGCCAACAUAUCGAAACCGUAAAGUACUUGCUGGAUAUAAACCUACUUCGUCAAUACAUUCACGUGCUCACAGUAGCAAUAUUACCCCAGUAACAUCGAAUACUGUUCAAAAUGGAAAAGUCAAUAAGCUUGCAGUACUACCUCGUAUUUCUUCCAACGCUGAAUCUGUCAAACAAAAAUCGGAUUUGGAGACUAGAGUCAGUACAUCACAUGGUAAAAAGCUUAUAUUUUUAGACCCAACCGACAAAGAUAUAAUCACAAAAACUGCAGCGUCAGAGUCUCUCAACAACGUACCCGACAAGUCCAUGCUAGACCAAUCCGAAAUUCAAAAUAAUAUUGAGCGUGAUUCCAAAAACGUUGAUGAAUCUGUAUUCAACGUAAAUGACGUUUGCAACGAUACGCUUACACAUUCUCAAGCUGCGUCAGAUUCAUCGUCCAUGCCAACCGAUAUACAACCAUCAGAACCUAGUUCAAUAGACAAUGAUCAAAAUGAUGAUGAUCCAAUGCAUUUAGAUGGUACAAUCACAUCACAUUCGCAUCUUGAGGAUAUUCACACACCUCUCACACAUUCACAACUUGAAAUUGCAACAGUAUAA
Messenger RNA from Batrachochytrium dendrobatidis JAM81, 2019 nucleotides. RefSeq lists its product as uncharacterized. The transcript has a single exon. The record is from RefSeq and is a predicted model, not a curated record. The coding region runs from base 1 to 2019 and encodes 672 amino acids. NCBI's taxonomy places the organism in Eukaryota, Fungi, Chytridiomycota, Chytridiomycetes, Rhizophydiales.